Messenger RNA from Triticum dicoccoides, 1427 nucleotides. RefSeq names its product L-Ala-D/L-amino acid epimerase-like. The record is from RefSeq and is a predicted model, not a curated record. Gene Ontology annotation, molecular function: racemase and epimerase activity, acting on amino acids and derivatives. The transcript has 7 exons. Lineage: Eukaryota; Viridiplantae; Streptophyta; Magnoliopsida; Poales; Poaceae. The coding region runs from base 58 to 1401 and encodes 447 amino acids.
CACGUGGGCCCGCUCCCGUGCACAGCUCCGCCACCUCCCCGUCACGGAGCAGUGGAGAUGCCAGCGACGGCCACCGGCGUGCCACUGGCGACGCGGCCCAACCCUGUCAGUCCCCACUGCGCCAACCACUCUAUAAGAAAGCGGCCGGCUCGCUAUGGCCUGCAGCUCCCCCGCCAGCCCGCCGGCGUCACCCGACUCCGCGCCAUCUCGCCGUCGCCGUCGCCGUCCCCACCGACGCCGCAGCAGCAGAAGCCGAUGGAGGCGUUCGGCUUCGACGCGCUCAAGGAGACCUUCUCGGUGGACGUGGCGGCGGCCGAGGCGCGCCCGCUCAACCUGCCGCUCGCCGCGCCCUUCACCAUCGCCUCCUCGCGCCUCGACGCCGUCGCCAACGUCGCCGUGCGGGUCGAGCUCUCCAGCGGCGCCGUCGGCUGGGGCGAGGCCCCGGUCCACCACCCCGUCACCGCCGAGGACCAGCCCACCGCGCUCGCCGCCGUCGGACGCGCCUGCGCCGCGCUCGUGGCCGCCCGGAGCGCGCCCUUAGGCGCCGUGCUCCAGGACGUCGCCGAUGCGCUCCCCGGACACACCUUCGCAUCGGCCAGAGCAGGAGUGGAGAUGGCAGUGAUUGACGCGGUAGCUAACAGCAUCCGCAUACCCUUGUGGAGAUUAUUCGGGGGAGCAUCAAACACUGUGACAACAGACAUCACGAUUCCAAUUGUGACCCCAAUUGAAGCCGCUCAAUUGGCUGCAAAAUAUCGGGGACAAGGGUUUCAAACUCUGAAGCUCAAAGUAGGGAAAAACAUGAACUCAGACAUAGAAGUUCUCAAGGCUAUACGGCUUGUCCAUCCGGACUGCUCAUUUAUCUUGGAUGCAAAUCAAGGGUACACAGCAAACCAAGCAAUUGAACUUCUUGACAGACUAAACGAAAUGGGAGUGACUCCUGUACUCUUUGAGCAACCAGUUCAUAGAGAUGACUGGGAAGGUCUCCGUGAUGUUAGCGUUGCUGCUAUGGAGAAAUACAGAGUUGCUGUUGCUGCUGAUGAAAGCUGUCGUGGUUUACAUGAUGCUCAGAAAAUUAUACAUGGAAACCUUGCUCAUGUUAUCAACAUCAAACUGGCAAAGUUGGGGGUUCUUGGAGCCCUCGAAGUAAUUGAUGCUGCAAGAAAAGCUGGUAUUGGACUUAUGAUUGGUGGUAUGAUCGAGACUAGGAUUGCCAUGGGCUUUGCUGGUCAUCUCGCCGCUGGGAUUGGUUGUUUCAGUUUUAUUGACCUGGACGCACCUCUUUUAUUGUCCGAAGAUCCAGUGUACGGUGGCUAUGAAGCUUCUGGACCUGUCUACAAGUUUAAGAAUGCUCGAGGCCAUGGCGGUUUCCUUCAUUGGGACAACAAUAAUGGAUGGAAAUGAAGAUGGUUAACGCACGCCUUAUCCUC